Molecule: messenger RNA, 1071 nt
Organism: Ostertagia ostertagi
Lineage: Eukaryota; Metazoa; Nematoda; Chromadorea; Rhabditida; Trichostrongylidae
Source: the annotation of a GenBank genome assembly
AUGCUGUGGAACACUCAAAGAAAACUCGUUUUAUGGCAGUUCCCCACGCAAGUUCUCCAGUUCUUCUUCGACUACUAUGGUGGAGUAUUGUCCUAUGCGAUCCAAGUCUUUCCAAUCUUCAUUUUUGGAACAUACAACGAUCUCGAUCAAGCCUCAUUGGGCGAAAAGAUUAGCAACCUUUACACGCCUCACCGAUUUAGCCUAAAUAUUGGAGAACUCGGUGGAUACGUUCUGAGAGUGUCCGAAAUCGUGCGAUGUUCUCAACGUGAACAGGGCAUUGUCAAUUUGCAUGCGUUCGCCACUGACGUGGUCGACGAUAGCGAUGGACGGGCGGAUCUGGCGUUCAGCAUUCGCCAUUUGUCCUUCAGUAAGCCUUACGAUGACGAGGAAGAGCUGGUUUCAGACUUGACCGUUGACAUUCCUUUGGAAAGCAGCCUAAUUGUGACCGGACCAAGUGGUGCAGGGAAAUCAUCUCUGCUUCGGGUGCUUGCAGAACUGUGGCCAAAUAAAUCAGGUAGUGUACUACGGUAUUUACCAAGAAGAGACUAUCUGUAUCUGCCACAGCGGCCAUAUCUGCCUGUAGGACGUUUAUCAUUGCGACAACAAAUUUGCUUCCCGAACAUCCUUCGUGACAUGUUUGACGACGAAAAAGAAGCAGAGAACGCUAGAAUCAUGAAAAUCCUUCACGAGUUACACUUGACUGCACUUAUCGAAAAUUGUGGCGGUUUGGAUAGCGAAGUGGAUUUUGAGUGGCAAGAUACUCUGUCUCCCGGUGAACAGCAACGCCUUUCCCUGGCCAGGGUAAUUCUUCAUCGACCAAGAGUGGCAAUUUUGGACGAAGCUACAAGCAGCAUUGACGCGAAUGACGAAAAAGACAUAUACAAUUUACUUCAAAAGGAAAACAUCUCUUACAUCUCCACGGGUCAUCGUGAAACGCUCCGCAAUUACCAUAAUUUGGAACUGCAACUUGGUAGAAAUUCCUCUGCAACUACGUAUAUGCGUCAUGAUUCAAAUGCAGGACAACAAGAAGAAACUCAACACUCGGAUCCUCAUAGGCAAGAUAAAACGUAA